Molecule: messenger RNA, 1421 nt
Organism: Plodia interpunctella (Indianmeal moth)
Lineage: Eukaryota; Metazoa; Arthropoda; Insecta; Lepidoptera; Pyralidae
Exons: 1
Coding region: 100-1359 (419 amino acids)
Biological process (GO): ribosomal small subunit biogenesis; maturation of SSU-rRNA
Cellular component (GO): preribosome, small subunit precursor
Molecular function (GO): RNA endonuclease activity
Source: RefSeq, a predicted model, not a curated record
UGUCAUUUCGUUGAAAUAAUAAUCUGUACACGUGCGUACUGUGUGCAUGCAUCGUUCUUUGGUUUUUAUUUUAUUGUGCAAAUGUGAGAAAUUUACGAAAUGUCGAAGAAAAUAAAACAUUUAGUAGUAGACACUACUGCUUUCAUCAAGGCAGCAAAUCUACAGGAUAUAGCUGAAAGUGUAUACACAAUUCAAGAAGUUAUAGAUGAAAUAACUAAUGAUCGACAACGAAGAAAACUGGUGGUACUUCCAUACGACUUGCAGGUUAAAGAUGUCUUCGUAGAAAACAUAAAGUUUGUCACAGAUUUUGCCAAAAAAACGGGAGACUACACCAGCCUAUCGGCUACAGAUAUCAAAGUAUUAGCUCUCACUUACCAAAUUGAAAAAGAAAAGGUUGGUACUGAACAUCUUAAAAUUGAACCAACCAUGCAAAAAACUGUAAAAGUUACUGGUAUUGGAAGUUUUAAUUUGCAUCCUCAAAAUGCCAGUGAGAAUCAAGAAAAAGAAACUGUAAAAGAAUUACAAUCCCUACAGAACUCUGCCAAUGUCGAUAAUAAUAAUUCAAAUAAGUCAGAGGAUUCACUAAAAGAUGUGGAAGAUGAUAAAUUAGCAAAUGAAAUAGCAGAGCAAAUAAAAAAUAUGGAUUUGGCAGAUGGUAAAGAUGUUGAAGAGUUAAUGGCUAAAGUAUCUAAUGAAGAAGAGCCAGAUGAUGAAGAUACAGAAAGUGAAGAAAAUUCAGAUAGUGAUGGAGGAGAUUGGAUCACUCCUGGAAACCUGUCUGAAAAGACACGUGAAAUGGAUGCUGGUCAAUUUGAAGACAAAAAUGUAGAAGUGGCUUGUAUCACAUCUGAUUUUGCCAUGCAGAAUGUACUAAAGCAAAUUGGAUUGAAUGUUACUGCGAUAGAUGGUAGGGUUAUCAAACAACUGAGGACAUUUAUUUUUCGUUGCACAACAUGUUUUAAAACUACCAGUGUUAUGACCAAACUGUUUUGUCCUAAAUGUGGUCAUGCAACUUUAAAAAAGGUAGGAGUGAGUAUAGAUGAUGAGGGUAACCAACAUAUUCAUAUCAAUGGGAGGAAACCAUUGACAGCUAGAGGAAAGAGGUUUAGCUUGCCCACUCCAAGGGGUGGACAACAUUUCCAAUACCCUAUCCUCACAGAAGACCAGCACAUACACAAGAGGUUUGCCACAAAGAUGGCCAGAAACAAGACCAACGCUCUGGACCCUGACUACAUUGCAGGAUUCUCUCCAUUUGUCAUGAAGGAUGUCAACUCCAAGUCAGCAGUUUUAGGCGUAAGAGCUAACAAGCAAGAUGUAAAGUACUGGAUGAAAAAUUACUCUAAAGGAAAAAAGAAGUAAAUUAUGUCUGGAAUCUAUUUUAUAGUUUAAUCUUAUUAAUAAAAACCAUUAUUACAAACAAA